UGCCGUGUUUAGUGAGGAUGUGCCACAAGGAGAGGCUGCUAGAAGAAAGAGUUGAGGGUGCCGAAACAUUAGCUUACUUAAUAGAGACUGAUGUGGAACUGCAGAGAAUUGCCAGCAUUACGGAUCAUCUUAUUGCAAUGCUAGCUGAUUACUUUAAAUAUCCAAGCUCGCUUGACCAUGACUUAAAGCAUGCUCAUGAACUUCGCCAAGCUGCAUUUAAGCUGUAUGCCUCACUUGGAGCAAAUGAUGAAGACAUCCGGAAGAAGAUCAUUGAAACUGAAACUAUGAUGGACCGAAUUGUGAACGGCUUGUCUGAGUCUAGUAUCAAAGUGCGGUUAGCAGCGGUCAGAUGUUUACAUAGCUUGUCCAGGUCUGUGCAGCAGCUUCGCACAAGUUUUCAGGAUCAUGCUGUUUGGAAACCUUUGAUGAAGGUAUUGCAGAAUGCUCCUGAUGAAGUCUUAGUAGUUGCAUCCUCGACACUGUGUAAUCUUCUUCUUGAAUUCUCUCCAAGUAAAGAGCCUAUACUUGAAUCUGGAGCUGUAGAACUGCUGUGCAGUUUGACCCAGAGUGAAAAUCCUGCCCUUCGAGUUAAUGGAAUCUGGGCUUUAAUGAACAUGGCAUUUCAAGCUGAACAGAAGAUUAAGACAGAUAUAUUGCGUGGUCUGAGCACAGAGCAGCUUUUCAGGUUAUUGUCAGAUACAGAUGUGAAUGUACUAAUGAAGACGCUGGGCCUUCUCAGGAAUCUUCUUUCAACCAGGCCGCAUAUAGACCAGAUAAUGAGCACUCAUGGAAAACAGAUAAUGCAGGCUGUGACACUCAUUCUUGAGGGGGAGCACAAUAUUGAAGUCAAGGAACAGACAUUAUGCAUACUGGCCAAUAUAGCAGAUGGCACAACAGCAAAAGACCUCAUCAUGACUAACGAUGACAUCUUACAGAAGAUUAAAUAUUAUAUGGCUCACUCCAAUAUUAAACUUCAACUGGCUGCAAUGUUUUGUGUAUCAAAUCUCAUAUGGAAUGAAGAAGAAGGUUCUCAAGAUCGGCAGGAUAAAUUGCGAGACAUAGGGAUAGUAGAUAUUCUGCACAAACUGAGUCAGUCAACAGAUCCAAAUCUUUGUGAUAAGGCAAAGACAGCACUGCAACAGUACCUUGCAUGACAUCCUAGCCAAAAAGAGGCUUUCAGGUGCCCUCGCAACUCAAGGACAAAAGGAAGGACUUUUCCUUGUUCCUUUUUAUUUGCACAAGUCACCUUGGACUGCAGUAUUCACUUGCAGCAAGUUGCAGCAGCAACUCAGGACGACUACCCAUGUCAUUGCAGAACGUUCAUAAUGAAAUGAAAUACUGAGAACGUGCUGGCGAGACAGAGAGAGACUGCACUUUUCUGAGAUAACAGAAUUUCAAGCUAGAAGAACAAUCUGCCUUUUCUUUGAGCCUAAAAGUAUCUGUUGUUGCUGCAGCCUCUUUGUUUGCGUGACUGGUUACCUCAAGAUACUUCUUUUUUUCUUAUCCUUUUUUUUGUGAAAAUCCUUUUCUACAGUUUUUCCAGGGAUUAAAUGUAGCUUGCUGUUUGGAAACUUUACAGAACUCUACACUGCACCAUUUUAGUGGAACGUUAUUUAAAGAAGAAAACUGUCAAAAGUGCCCUGAAAAAAUAGUAGAGCUGCAUCAAAUGAAUGUUGAGUGAACUAUAUGCAUUACUGAACCAAUUUACUAGACAACCUCUUUUAGAUAGUCUAGCAGUUCUCUGCCAUUUAUGCAAACUUUAAACUCUCAUAGUACUCAGAUGAAUGCUCACAUUUCUCACUCAUGAAACACACGUGUGCACCUACUUUUUCUAAACACUAAAGAAAAGUAAUAUAGUUUCCAAAAGUUUAAUUAUUUUUAAGUUAAUUAUUGCAUUCAUCUCUAACUCAGCUCAGUGAUGCUGUUUGUGUUAGGAGAGAGGGGCAAUACUUGAGCUGAAACAUUGAGCCUUGAUGGAUGCUUAUUUUUUUCAGCUACAGCCGUAGCAAGUCAUACUCACAUUAUUCAUCAUUUUUUUAGUGUGGCAAAUCUCUGCAUUUUAUUUUAUUUCUUUGAUAAAAAUAGCUUUAGAAAUCCAUUUGAAUGGCAAUUGGUCAUAAGCUUAUUUUCACAGAGUGACAAAGACGUCUUUAUUUUGUGGUAUUGCUAGUCUGACUUAGACAAUAGUGUUUGUGAGAAAUGAUUGCCUAGAAAUGAAUUUCUCUGCAAAACUCAUAAGUUUCAGUAUAAAGGCACUGGAUAUGAAACAUGCCCCUAAAAGAAUGUUUGAGCCAAGAUUUUGUAGCUUUAAAGAUUGGAUUGAUACCAGUGUGUUUGCGUAUGAAAAUUCAGAAAACCCUUUAUCUGCUUACUGAUUUUGGAUUUUUAUGAUGUGCAAAGUAAAACCUAAAAAAGUGUGGCUUCUUGGUUUGGACUCUUAAGAAUACUGCUGUUAAACUGCACCAGUGCGUUUCCUUCUCUGCUGCUAGAUCAGAAAGCCUGCCCCCCCUCCCCUUGGUUGACAGACAUCACUUUAACAGAGGAUUUUGGAUUAACUUAAUUUUUGCCUGCUGUGUUUUAAACAUAGUGAUGAUACUGUUUUCGAAUGAUUCACUUUUUGUUUUCUAGAGACGAAGGAGCAAUGGAACUUUAAGCAAAGACAAUCAGUAUGUGGCAUGGAAAAGGUUCAAUGUUGCAGUUACUCUGAGCAACAUUUUUUUUUUACAUGUUUGUUUGAAACAAAGCAUCUUUGACUUUUAAAAUAAAAAGACUGAUAUAUGUAUACACUGUA
Molecule: messenger RNA, 2791 nt
Organism: Protopterus annectens (West African lungfish)
Lineage: Eukaryota; Metazoa; Chordata; Ceratodontiformes; Protopteridae
Product: armadillo repeat-containing protein 8
Exons: 12
Coding region: 18-1154 (378 amino acids)
Biological process (GO): proteasome-mediated ubiquitin-dependent protein catabolic process
Cellular component (GO): GID complex
Molecular function (GO): protein binding
Source: RefSeq, a predicted model, not a curated record